GAGCCUGAACAAACAAAACAUAUAAAGAAGCUUAGUACAUUGCCUCAAUAUCACAGAAUAUUUCUUGGGAAUAUAAAUUGCCUCAAUAUCACAGAAUAUUUCAUCUCAAACGGUCAGCUUAAUACAUUGAAUUUUCUGCCAUCAAUUUUGGUGCAGACAGGAAGUUUUUCAGCUCGAGUAAAAUUCAAUACACAUGAGUAGUUCUUUCCUCAUUGGGUGAAUAUUCCAGCUUGACAUUUGGUGUGUGCGGGACAAUUUAACCAAAAUCCACUUGAUCCUGAGUAAUUCUGAGGUUCUGAGGUUUUCUUGGGUUCUGCUGAGGAUUUCUUGUACGAUUGCUGAGCACCAUUGCCUUGCGUCCAUCGUCAUAAUUGCUCUCUAUGUUCAGACAUCACUGAUGGCAAGUGCAGGGACAAGCACCCGUACAACGACCAGCACGGAUGAUGGUCUUUUAAUUCGUGAGGUAUGGGCAGCUAAUCUGGAAGAAGAAUUCAGGCUAAUUAGUGAAAUCGUAGAUGAUUAUCCGUACUUAGCCAUGGACACAGAAUACCCCGGGGUCGUUUUUAACCCUGUGGGCAGUUUCCAGAGUGAUGCAGAAUACAAGUACGCCAAGCUCAGAGACAAUGUGAAUCUAUUGAAAUUAAUUCAAUUGGGUUUCACAUUUUCUGAUAAGAAUGGCAACUUGCCCAAAUGUGGAACUAAUCAGGAAUGCGUGUGGCAGUUCAAUUUCAGGGAGUUCAAUAGCCAUAUUGAUAAGUAUAAUCUUUCUUCGAUCGAGAUGCUUAAGCAGUGUGGUAUUGAUUUUCAGAGGAAUGAGCAAUUUGGUAUUGAUUCCAAAGUUUUUAGGGAGCUUUUCAUGUCCUCUGGGGUGUUGCUAAAAGAGAAUGUACAGUGGAUUACAUUUCACGGGGGAUAUGAUUUUGGGUACCUGAUGAAAUUGCUCUCGAAGCAAGAUUUGCCGAAAGAUCAAGCUGAUUUUUUCAAGCUAUUUAGGACCUAUUUCCGUAAAUCGUAUGAUACCAAGAUUUUGUCAAAACAUUGCAUUGAACGCCUCCCUGAUGGAUUGAGCAUGCUGGCAGAACAUCUGAAGGUGGAAAGGGUUGGAUCUAGCCACCAAGCUGGCUCUGAUAGCUUGCUUACUUCACGUGUCUUUUGGAAGCUGCAACAGGGUUUUAUUAAUGGAUCUAUUGAGCCUCUUUCUGGUCUUUUCUGGUAUUGAGCAAUGAGAAUGGGAGCCCAAGUAUUUUAUUGCCCCUCUUUGUGUACCGCAAUGUCUUUGGUAUAGAAUCUUCUUUCAUGCCACCUAUUUUUUCUCAUAAUAUCAAAAUACCUCAAUUCUUUAAAUUGUUUUUCCACCGAAACAGAGUGAGCUAUUUUCUUUCCACUUAAAAUGCAUUGUUGAUUUAGUAUCUGCAGUUGCAGUGCAUAGUGUUAUGUAAUUCCACCAUUUUCUUUCUCUUAAGACGUGGGCUACUCUGGUGGAACAUAAUAUAACUCUUACAAGAAAAGAUGAGAAAAUGUCCGCAUAUCUACAAAGGUUAAUUUUUAAUAUUUUGCUGUAGAAGAACAUGCAUGGAUUUCUUUUAGAGAUUCAAGGCCUAUACAGUCUUUAGUUAUUGAGGAAACUAAUUGUAGUUAAAACUAAUUGGAUCUCUAGUUUCUCCGUGGUAGUUGUUUAUUUUCAGUAUAAGUUGAAUUUCUUGGAUGUGAAUGCAGUAUGUAUGUAUAAUGGAGGAAAAGAUC
This is a messenger RNA of Cryptomeria japonica (Japanese cedar), 1743 nucleotides long. Its product is annotated as probable CCR4-associated factor 1 homolog 7. Gene Ontology annotation, molecular function: poly(A)-specific ribonuclease activity; nucleic acid binding. The record is from RefSeq and is a predicted model, not a curated record. Gene Ontology annotation, cellular component: P-body; CCR4-NOT core complex; CCR4-NOT complex. Lineage: Eukaryota; Viridiplantae; Streptophyta; Pinopsida; Cupressales; Cupressaceae. The transcript has a single exon. The coding region runs from base 398 to 1219 and encodes 273 amino acids.